AUGGCGGAGGAGGAGGAGGAGGAGGAGGAGGAGGAGGUGAAUAAAGAAUAAAGGGACGUCUGACGUUCUGUCGACCUCUACCAUGAGAUACGAAGGCACACAACGUUAAACCAAAGUUGUCUGAGUGUCUUAGGAAGAAGCAGGUAUUUGGAGUAAACUAUUAAAAUGAUUAUAAACUGCGGGGUAUUGCUCGGAAACUGAUAGUCUAACAGUCAUCAGGUGAAGGCCGGGCCUCGGGAGCUCCAGCGGUGAGUUCACGUGACAGAAGUAGUAGGUCUUUCACUUUCUUGCAGGCGUAGACUACGCCUAGCGUCCAUUUGCUGGCACCCAACUCUCACAUAUGGCUCCUCGAAGCUAGGCUCUGCCUAGCGGUCACACCCUGGUAACUGCCUCGGCCGGCGAGCUAAACCAUGUGAGGGUAUCCGUUUGUGCGUCCUCGCGCACGGCGAUCGAAGUUGGCCUGAUGGAUCACCUCAUCGGCAUCGCCGAGACGAGGCUCUGUCGGGAACAUCGUAGGAGGCCACAAGGUAAGUGAACGUUGCUCUGCUGCCUUUGCCUCGCUUGUUCUUGUUUUCCUGCUAUCGUGUCUGUCUUUGAUAAAAUCCAACUGCCGUUCUGUGAAUCUCCUCUGUUGCCUUUGCUUUUGUUAUUCUUAUCUGCUUGCGUUUUGUCUGCUUGUUCGUGUCUGUCCCGAAUAUAAGCUAAAUGCCCUUCUGCUGGAUUUUUAUGCUCACUGCUUCUAUGUCAGCAACUAUUUUGGUCGAGAGAGGACGGGAAAGCUCUGCAUCCCGUCUCUCUACCCUUGCCCUUCAGCUUACGCGAUGUCAUAGGCAGUCCGGGGCUAACUCGGGUCGCUCUCCAACUAAACAAAGACGUGGCCCAUAGUGGUGUUCGGCAGCCGCCUGACACAUCUGAGCGACCCUAUAUAGGGAUAGUACUGCUCGCCCAAGCGAGGGGGACGGAGCUAGAAAAGAUUCCCUAAACAAAUGCUGGGAUCACCUCCUCCGCGCCCUGACCGAGGCCCGCAAACGCGAAACACACGGUAGAAAUAACCAAGAAAGAAACCACACACGCUCUCUUCGCCCACCCUCCUCCCCGACGCCCCACUCGCAAGACUGGUGGGGUUAGUCCGCUCACUCUGGCAGCCUGGAAUAUUCAUUCCCUUUUAAACAAUCCGAAAAAUACCCGACGGCGAUAGUGGUUCAGAAACUGGCGCGUUACAAGGUGGACAUCGCUGCACUCAAAGAGACCUGGUUCUCCGAACAAGGCCAACUGGAGGAGAUGGGUGCCGGUUACACCUUCUUCGGGAGUGUUCGCUCCUAGGCAAAGCAACGGGACACGAGAGUCGCCUUUGCCAUCCGGAAUGACGUCGUGGGUCGACUGCCCUGUCUGCGCAGGACAUCAACAGUCGCCUGGUGAGCCUGCGCCUGCCCCUUCGGGGAGGCAAAUUCGCCACUAUCAUCAGCGCCUACGUUCCGCCGAUGACCAGCCCUAGUAAGGCGAGGAACAAAUUCUACGAGGAGCUGCACGCCCUCCUAGCGACUGUGCCGAAGGUGGACACGUUGAUUGUCCUCGGUGACUUCAAGCCCCCGUGUCGGCACAGACCAUGCUGCCUGGACAGAAAUGCUGGGACCCCUUGACCUCAACGGCUCCAGUGACAAUGGUCUGUUUCUCCUACGAACCUGCGCAGAGCAACGGCUCAUUCUGACGAACACCUUCUUUCGCCUUCCAAUACGAGAGAUGGUCACCUGGAUGCAUCCUCGAUCGCGUCAGCGGCACCUGCUGGAUUAUGUCCUCGUCCGCAAGUGAGAUCAGCGGGACGUGCUGGUGAAAGAGGCGAUUCCGGGUGCUGACGGGCGGACCGACCAUCUCCUCAUCAUCUCGAAGAUGCGUAUUCGCCUACAGCCUCACAGGAGACUUCAAGGGAAGCGCUUCCCAGGCAAGCUGCAUAUUUCUCUGUUGUCUUUGCCCGCUAACGAGCGAUCUCAACGACUAGCCAAACUUCCAGUCGCCACCGCCGCCGCCGCCACCGAGGAGAACGCCUCCGUGGUGAACCGAUGGUGCCAACUGCAGGACACAGUCCAGUCGACAGCCCUGGUUGUCCUCUGUCACGCAGGUAACCAACAUUAGGAAUGGCUUAGUGAAAAAGACGUUGCCAUCAGCAACCUACUCGCCGAUAAGAAUCAUCUGCACAAAACCUGCGUAAACCGCGCCGCCGGCGACAAAAAAGCAGAUUUCCACCGUAGUCGUCGCCUCGUUCAACAGCGGCCGCGCGAGACGCGGGACGCCUGGGCGGCUCGCAAGGCCGAGGAGAUCCAAGGAUAGACGGACCGUAACGAUUUGAAGAACUUAUUCGCCGCGAUCAAGGCUGUCUAUGGCCCCACAACAAAAGCAACUGCUCCUCUUCUCAGCGCCAACGGCAGUACCCUACUCACUGAGAUGACACAAAUUUUACAGCCAUGGGCCGAGGUCUUCAGAGGCGUCCUCAACCGUCCAACCACCAUCGCCCGUCUGCCUCAAAUGGACACCAAUGUCGACCUUGACCUCCCGCCCUCUCUCUGCGAAAACAUCAGGGCCGUGCAACAGAUCUCUAGCAGGAAAGCGUCCGGAUCAGACGCGAGCCCUGCUGAAAUCUACAAGCACGGUGGCUCGCACCUCAUGGAUCAUCUGAUUAAGCUCCUCCAAGAGAUGUGGCGUCAAGGGAAAGUCCUUUAGUAUUUCAAGGACGCCCCAAUCGUGCACCUUUAUGGGCGAAAAAAUAACUGCCAAAUCUGCGACAACCACCAAGACAUUUCGCUGCUGAACAUCGCCAGGAACAUCUUCGCUCGCAUUCUUCUCAACCGCCUGAACAACCACCUGGAGCAAGGUCUCCUGCCCGAAAGCCAGUGCGGCUUCCGUCGUCAUCGUGAGACCACGGAUACGAGCUUCGCCGCCCGUCAACUGCAGGAGAAGUGUCAGGAGAUACGAACCCACCUGUACUCUACCUUCGUGGAUCUGACGAAAGCCUUCGAUACGGUGAAUCAUGAAGGACUGUGGAAAAUCAUACAGAAAUUCGGCUGUCUCGAAUGA
Messenger RNA from Spirometra erinaceieuropaei, 3069 nucleotides. The record is from the annotation of a GenBank genome assembly. NCBI's taxonomy places the organism in Eukaryota, Metazoa, Platyhelminthes, Cestoda, Diphyllobothriidea, Diphyllobothriidae.